Messenger RNA from Danio aesculapii, 2390 nucleotides. RefSeq lists its product as uncharacterized. The transcript has 3 exons. The record is from RefSeq and is a predicted model, not a curated record. Bases 30 to 1988 code for a protein of 652 amino acids. Lineage: Eukaryota; Metazoa; Chordata; Actinopteri; Cypriniformes; Danionidae.
CGUGGCUCUGAGUGACUGCAGGAGGCAAAAUGGCAUCAAGUGAAGAAGAUGAAGAUUAUGAAGACGAUUACGAAGAUGAUGAUGAUGUAAAUGAUGAGGAGGAGGAAGAUGAAGAUGAGGAAGAUGAUGAUGAGGAGGAGGAUGAUGAUGAGGAGGAACAUGAAGAUGAGGAGGAUGAAGAAGAUGAUGAUGAGGAAGAAGAUGAUGAUGAAGAUGAUUAUGAUGAGGAAGAAGAUGACGAUGAAGAUGAUUAUGAUGAGGAAGAAGAUGACGAUGAAGAUGAUUAUGAUGAGGAAGAAGAUGAUGAUGAAGAUGAUUAUGAUGAGGAAGAGGAUGAUAAUGAGGAAGAUGAUGAUUAUGAUGAUGAAGAGGAUUAUGAUGAGGAAGAAGAUGAAAAAGAUGGUGACAAGAUCUCUGAUAAGCAGGUGCAGGAAAAAAUGCCAACAGAGAGCCAGAAAAUGAAGGAGUCGGGGAAUGAAAAAGCUGCUAAAAUUCAGAAGAAUCAAACAAACAAAGAAGCCGCUGCAGCUGACACAAAUGCUACAACUCCUAAAAUCCAGAGGGAACAAACAAAGAAAGAAGCUGCUGCAGCUGACACAAAUACUACGAAGCCUAAAACCCAGAAGAAACAAACAAAGAAAGAAGCCACUCCAGCUGAUACAAAUACUACGAAGCCUAAAAUCCAGAAGAAACAAACAAAGAAAGAAGCCACUGCAACUGUUACAAAUACUACGAAGCCUAAAAUCCAGAAGGAACAAGCAAAGAAAGAAGCCACUCCAGCUGACACAAAUACUACGAAGCCUAAAAUCCAGAAGGAACAAGCAAAGAAAGAAGCCACUGCAACUGAUACAAAUGCUACGAAGCCUAAAAUCCAGAAGGAACAAGCAAAGAAAGAAGCCACUGCAACUGAUACAAAUGCUACGAAGCCUAAAAUCCAGAAGGAACAAGCAAAGAAAGAAGCCACUGCAACUGAUACAAAUACUACGAAGCCUAAAAUCCAGAAGGAACAAGCAAAGAAAGAAGCCACUCCAGCUGACACAAAUACUACGAAGCCUAAAAUCCAGAAGGAACAAGCAAAGAAAGAAGCCACUGCAACUGAUACAAAUGCUACGAAGCCUAAAAUCCAGAAGGAACAAGCAAAGAAAGAAGCCACUGCAACUGAUACAAAUGCUACGAAGCCUAAAAUCCAGAAGGAACAAAUAAAGAAAGAAGCCACUCCAGCUGAAACAAAUACUACGAAGCCUAAAAUCCAGAAGGAACAAACAAAGAAAGAAGCCACUCCAGCUGAAACAAAUACUACGAAGCCUAAAAUCCAGAAGGAACAAGCAAAGAAAGAAGCCACUUCAGCUGAAACAAAUACUACGAAGCCUAAAAUCCAGAAGAAACAAACAAAGAAAGAAGCCACCCCAGCUGAUACAAAUACUACGAAGCCUAAAAUCCAGAAGGAACAAGCUAAGAAAGAAGCCACUCCAGCUGACACAAAUGCUACAAAUCCUAAAGUCCAGAAGAAACAAACAAAGAAAGAAGCCACUGCAACUGAUACAAAUACUACGAAGCCUAAAAUCCAGAAGGAACAAACAAAGAAAGAAGCCACCCCAGCUGAUACAAAUACUACGAAGCCUAAAAUCCAGAAGGAACAAGCUAAGAAAGAAGCCACUCCAGCUGACACAAAUGCUACAAAUCCUAAAGUCCAGAAGAAACAAACAAAGAAAGAAGCCACUGCAACUGAUACAAAUACUACGAAGCCUAAAAUCCAGAAGGAACAAACAAAGAAAGAAGCCACUGCAGCUGACACAAAUACUACGAAGCCUAAAAUCCAGCAGGAACAAGCAAAGAAAGAAGCCACUGCAGCUGACACAAAUGCUUCAAAUCCUAAAAUCCAGAAGGAACAAACAAAGAAAGAAGCCACUCCAGCCGAAACAAAUACUACGAAGCCUAAAAUCCAGAAGGAACAAACAAGGAAAGAAGCCACUGUAGCAUCUCAUUAAAUAUUUAGCUCAACAGUUUUCCUUAUUAUUUAUGUCAUUAUUAUUAGUAAUUGGAUCUGUAAAUAUAUUGGUCUCUUCUUCAGCAUGUUCAAUACUUGUGAUUUACCAAUUCAACACCACUCUGCAUCAGCUAAACCGUAGAUCAUUUAACACCAUAUAUAAAUCCACAUACAGUUGAAGUCAGAAUUAUUAGUUCUAUUGUGAAUUGUUUUUUCUUUCCCAAAUAUUUCCCAGAUGAUGUUUAACAGAUUCAGGAUUUUUUCACAGUAUUUCCUAUAAUAUUUUUUCUUCUGGAGAAAGUCUUAUUUGUUUUAUUUCAGAUAGAAUAAAAGCAGUUUUUAAUUGUUUUAAAGUCAUUUUAAGGUCAGUAUCAUUAGCCCCCUUUUGCAUAGUCUACAGAAC